Messenger RNA from Cornus florida, 1299 nucleotides. Its product is annotated as PR5-like receptor kinase. NCBI's taxonomy places the organism in Eukaryota, Viridiplantae, Streptophyta, Magnoliopsida, Cornales, Cornaceae. The coding region runs from base 16 to 957 and encodes 313 amino acids. Gene Ontology annotation, molecular function: ATP binding; protein kinase activity. The transcript has a single exon. The record is from RefSeq and is a predicted model, not a curated record. Gene Ontology annotation, biological process: protein phosphorylation.
UCAGUUAUUAAAAGAAUGACUAACUCAUUCAGAGACAAACUAGGUCAAGGAGGAUAUGGUGUCGUAUACAAAGGAAAGCUAUUAGAUGGUCAGCUAGUGGCAGUGAAACUCUUGAGCGAGACCAAGGGUAACGGAGAGGAACUUAUCAAUGAAGUCGCUAGCAUUAGUAGAACUUGCCAUGUCAAUGUAGUCAAAUUUUUAGGUUUCUGUUUUCAAAGGAACAAAAGAGCUCUAGUCUAUGAGUACAUGAGCAAUGGAUCUUUGGACAAGUUCAUCUACAAUGAUGGAUCUCCGAAUUUAAGCUAUUAUCUAGAUUGCAAAACAUUAUACCAAAUUGCAGUUGGUGUUGCUCGAGGGUUAGAGUAUUUACACUGUGGUUGUAGCACAAGGAUUGAUCAUUUCGACAUAAAACCUCAUAAUAUUAUUUUGGAUGAUGACUUCUGUCCCAAAAUUGCUGAUUUCGGUCUUGCUAAAUUAGGACAGAGGAAAGAGAGUAUUAUGUCGAUGCUAGGUACAAGAGGAACAAUUGGAUACAUUGCUCCAGAAGUAUUCUCUAGAAAAUUUGGAGGAGUCUCUCACAAGUCUGAUGUCUACAGCUAUGGAAUGAUGGUAAUUGAAAUGGUUGUUGGAAGAAAUUAUAUUGAACCUGGGACUGUCCAUUCAAGUGAACAAUAUUUUCCGGAUAGCAUAUAUGAGCAGUUGGAACAUGGUGAGGAUCUAAGACCUCAUGGCGUUACUACUGAAGCGGAAAAAGAAACAGCAAGGAAAAUGAUGAUAGUGAGUUUGUGGUGCAUUCAGACCAAUUCAGUUGAUCGACCAUCAAUGACUAGUGUGGUGGAAAUGUUAGAAGGAAGCCUUCAAUCCUUGCAAAUUCCUCCAAAACCCAUCUUAUCUUCUCGUCCCAGGUUGCCACAAGAUUCUUUUGCAUUAUUACCACAAAGUUUGAGUAUUGACUGAAUUAAAAGUUUUGUUCAAAUUGAAUGGAAGAAUAAUAACAAUGAGCUCUUCAAUUAUUCUCUUCCUUUUGAUGUGCUUUUGGCCGGAUACUAAUACACCAUGUUAUGUAUGUUUUUUAUUUUUUAUUAUUAUUUUUUUUUAUUUUCUCAUCUUAUCUUGAAUUGUAGCUGAAGUAGAAUUGUUGUUUGGCUUAUUUCAGCAAUCUUGUAAUACUCAUUACUGUUCAAGAAUUUGUGAUUUAUGCCUUAUUAUUUUCUUGAAGAAAAGUUUAUUCUCGAUACACUCUGGUUACAAAAUCCAUUUUAAAAGUAUAAAAAGUCGUGACUUACACGUUGGUUCAUG